AUGUCUUCCCGACCUCAGAAUAUUGGCAUCAAGGCCCUUGAGAUCUACUUCCCCAGCCAGUGUGUCGACCAAGCUGAGCUCGAGAAGUUCGAUGGAGUUAGCCAGGGCAAAUAUACCAUUGGUCUCGGCCAGACCAAGAUGAGCUUCUGUGAUGACAGGGAAGACAUCUACUCCAUAUGCCUGACCACUGUCUCUUCCCUCCUCCGCAAAUACUCCAUCGACCCUAAGUCGAUUGGACGCCUUGAGGUCGGCACAGAGACCAUGCUGGACAAGUCCAAGUCCGUCAAGUCCGUGCUAAUGCAGCUCUUUGCUCCCUCUGGCAACACCAACGUUGAGGGUGUCGAUACCGUCAAUGCCUGCUACGGCGGAACCAAUGCUCUUCUCAACACCAUCAACUGGGUAGAGUCCUCUGGCUGGGAUGGCAGAGACGCCAUCGUCGUUGCCGGUGACAUUGCGCUCUACAAGAAGGGCAAUGCUCGCCCAACCGGUGGAGCUGGCUGUGUUGCCAUGCUUAUUGGCCCCGAUGCUCCCGUUGUCUUUGAGCCUGGUCUCAGGGGCACCUACAUCACCCAUGCCUAUGACUUCUACAAGCCUGACCUUACCAGCGAAUACCCCUAUGUUGACGGUCACUACUCCAUUAGGUGCUACACCGAAGCCGUGGAUGCCUGUUACAAGGCCUACAACGCCAGAGAGAAGGUUCUUAAGGGCCAGAACGGUGACUCAAACGGUAUCGUAGACGAGUCCAAGACCCCUCUUGACCGAUUCGAUCACAUUCUCUUCCAUGCUCCCACCUGCAAGCUUGUAGCAAAGUCCUACGGACGACUUCUCUACAACGACUACCUCGACAACCCAGAGCACCCAGCCUUCGCUGAAGUUGCCCCUGAAGUCCGCAGCCUCGACUACGAAAAGUCCGUCACCGACAAGACCGUCGAAAAGACCUUCAUGGCCCUGUCCAAGAAGCGAUUCAACGAGCGUGUCGCUCCAUCCAUCGAAGUAGCCACUCAGUGCGGAAACAUGUACUGUGCCAGUGUCUACGGAGGACUUGUCAGCUUACUCAGCAAAGUCCCCUUCGACCCGGCCCAGCCGAAGCGUGUCGGCAUUUUCAGCUAUGGAAGCGGCCUGGCCAGCUCCAUGUUCAGCGUCAAGGUUGUCGGUGAUGUCUCAAAUAUGGUCAAGCAGUUGGAUCUGCAAAAGCGACUUGAUGCCAGACGCGUGGUUGAUCCCCAGGUUUACGAUGAUUUGUGCCUCCUUCGUGAAAAGGCUCACUUGCAGAAGAACUUCACUCCAGUUGGCAGCGUCGAUAACAUCAUUCCCGGAACUUACUACCUGACCAAGGUCGAUGAUAUGUUCCGAAGAGAGUAUGCCGUCAAGGCAUAA
Messenger RNA from Nannizzia gypsea CBS 118893, 1377 nucleotides. Its product is annotated as hydroxymethylglutaryl-CoA synthase. The transcript is spliced from 4 exons. Bases 1 to 1377 code for a protein of 458 amino acids. The record is from RefSeq and is a predicted model, not a curated record. Gene Ontology annotation, molecular function: hydroxymethylglutaryl-CoA synthase activity. Gene Ontology annotation, biological process: ergosterol biosynthetic process; acetyl-CoA metabolic process. Lineage: Eukaryota; Fungi; Ascomycota; Eurotiomycetes; Onygenales; Arthrodermataceae.